GAAAGCCCACGUCGUCUUGCGCCAAGUGGAACUCGCGGAAGAAUCAGACGAUGAAGGGGACUCGUCAAUAGUGUACUUCAGUCUAUUUGCUCAUAAGCGGAUAGAAGUCAGACCAGGCAAGGAGAUGUUACUUGCGGUUGCUACACCUGACGGCAAGUUUCUCGACUCUCCUGUCGUGUUUGCCGGUAGGGUGUCUGGAGAGGACGACUUGACACCGAGUGCUUCUCUUCAGCCGUCCAGGAUAGAGCCGCCACCCGGAGCGCAGCUAUCUAUCCUUCCCCCGAAGCUGCGAAAGCCAUGGCAAGAAACGCAGAUUGCCGGGCCCGCUAUUACCGACAAGGGACAACCCACAUACGCGUCCAUAGAGGUUCAAACAGACCCUGUCCGUAUUUCGGAUGUGCCUGUCCAGACUCUUCCAACCGCCGCGGCCCUUGCACCUACAGCUAUUGAGGUACAAGCAAAGCAAUCAGAAGUGAUCUCUGCCGUCGCCACGUCUGCAUUGAAGGCCCAAACUGCAAGGCGCCCAGCGAAUCCAACCCAACGUGCCCGCAGUCUAUCUCCCAUGGAGUUGGACUCACGAUCAAGCACUCCUAAAUUGUCGACCUCGCAGAUAUCGGAACAGGAUGUACAGUCGAAUGCAAGGGUGAAGUCCACGUCGUUUUCCCCUCCUGGUCUCUCGAUCACCAUGCCAUCCGAGGGAGAGCUCUCUCAGCUUGAUACGGCAUCCGCUGCGAAAUCUGCCCCCCUUCCCACACCCCCGAACAUGUCUCCGGAUUCUGACUCGCCACCAGGUCUUUCGCUACCGCCGCUCUCGGCUCAACCAGCCGCUUGGACUUCAGGGACGGUGACGGCUUCUUCGUCGGUGGCAACCGUAGCAACCAGCAAAGAGCGCGUCGAUGAGCUACUUUCAGCUGCAAGCACUCUCAUACCGUCUCAGCCGGCUAGAGUCAAUAAGUCUGAUUCCUCUGUGGAAGGCGAACUGCGAGGUACUGAGGUGAUUCAGCGACCGGCCACGCCAGCAACGCCAUAUGUCCCUAAGCGUAAAACCGUGCCAAACCCGUUUGUCCGUGGAGGAGUGCUCACUGAUUUCGUGGGCAGUGCACCACCCGGAAAGGCUGUACCACAGGAUAUGUCUACUGCGCAGUCAUCUGGAGCGUCGGUGUCGCCAAAGAAGGAACCUAUACCGAUCUCUAUAGGCACGGUGCCUCCAGUGCCUGUGCAACCCGUUCCCCCUUCGCCUAAACAGGUUACGGAGAGGUCUGCGACAUCGCCGACCCCGUCCAUUCCAGCUCCCUCGUCAUCACAUUCGCCCCCACGUAAGUGGCGCGAGCUCUCCCCUCCGUCGUCGCCGGCAUCGAGCUCGAAGGUCAAGGUGGAGGACGUGCCGUCACUUUCGUCAGUCACUCAGCCAUCGCCAGGUGUUUUAUUGGCUCAGUUUGUGAACCGCCUCGGCCCCGUUCCUACCGCACCACGCAUGUCCCGCUUUGGCGGACCACUGAGGCAGCAGAGUCCGUACCCCCCAUCGCCAGACACUCGCAAAGCACAGCCAGCCGGCACGCCGACCGAGCCCCAAGAGUUCCCGCCGGACUAUCGGUCUCUCGCUUUCGUAGGCGAAGGCUCGUACUCGAAUCCACUAAACAUCAAGCCGGCAGCCGGGAACAAGUGGAAGGCGAACGGGCCACUCCCGCCGCAGCUCAGCACGGCCGCGCCGCUCAAGACAAACGGCUCGAAGAAGCCUGUGCACAUCGGAAGUGGCUGGCCCCACACCCGAGCAAACGGAGGCGGCGGGCGCGUGCGGAGGCAGAAUGGGAUGGUGGGGCCCCAAGGGCAAGGCAUACUUGGUAUGGUAGGUCCGCCCAAUGGAGGUGCAUUGGAUCGGGGAUGGGGUACUAAUGGUCCUGGUGACGGCAUUUCGAAUGAGGCCCCGAGGGGCAGGGGCCCCAGACGGUCAAGAGCCCGCGGACGGUAUCCCUCGCCAGAGCCUAGGGACAUGUAUGAACCUACCACACCGGUCCCAGGCUCACCAAUCUCGUCGUCAAACCCUAGCGACUCGCCUAAAUCCACCAAGUCAUCGCAAGAUGCGGGCUUCCUUCCGCCGGCGGCUCCUGCACACAAUACGCCCACGCCUGCGUGGCCGUCUGAUCGCGGUGUGAAGCGUGCAGCUUCGCCUACGCCUGAAACGCCUGAAGCUAGACGAGCGAAAGCGUUUCAAUGGCCGACUUCCAAUGGCUUGCAUUCGGUCAAGCUGAAAGGAGAUGACGACGUCGGUGUGCGCUCUAUUACGUAUUGCUCUGACGGCGGUUUGUUUGCAGUUAUCUGUAAUGACAAGAGCGUACGCAUAUGGAGCAACAAGUCGCGUACAGAGAUUGCCAAACUUGCGCACAACAUGCACAUCACCUCUGUCGCGUGGAUGGACCGCGAUUCUGGCGUCGUGACGUUGGGCGAGAACGGGAUUGUUAGUACGUGGACGCGCUCAGCUGCAAACAAGUGGCAGUGGGCCAAGAUUCUAAACGCUGGUGGCAAAGGCGAAGACAUGCCGUGUUGCCUGGCAUACCAUCGGGACCACAUGGCUAUUGGGUACCCUCGUUCGGGCGUCAAGGUCUGGCUGUUCAUAAAAGGCACUUGGACCCCACAACGGUCUAUUGUGCGGCAAAACGUCACCGCCAUACGGUUCAUAGGGGAAGGCGAAGCCUUGAUUGGAGGCACGGCUGAUGGUGUACUCUGGCACUGUCAGGUACCAAACGGGACGCUGCGGGCGUCCGCCUUUCUGCGGUCAAAACUCUUCGCACUCGAUGUUGACCCACGCGGCACACACGCCCUUGCCGCGCAGGCUGGUUCGUGCAUCCUCGUGAAUAUCACGCAUGAGGGGCAAGGCCAGGUCGAACAAGCGUACUCACCCGAGGAGUCUGAAGUGCAGGCUGGAGCAGCAUAUGACUUUGGUGCACUCUUCGCCGCGCGCGGUGCAUCACUCCUCUUUGGGAGCACGCAGGGCUGCGUGUUAGUUUGGGAUCGUGCUUCAGGAGCUAUCAUUCACGGACUCUGCCAUGGGGAAGACCACAGCAUACAGGCUGUUGCGAGUUUCGACGGUAGCCAGGUGUCUGAUGGGCACAUUUUGACGGGCACUCGCCAAGGACAGUUGACCUGGUUCUCGCAGCCCCCGGUCGAUGGGAGUGAGAACCGGAAGGGUUCGUGGUAGAUGUCGUGUGAGCUUCGGAAUCUAUAUCACGCUGUGGAGUAUUCUGAUCUGGCAGAACGGCCCUGCAUCCCUGCGACGGGGCCGUUGUCGCAUCGUUCUGCCGAGCAACAUGGCAACGUACAUGCCUCAGACGCCAACAUAGUGACGGCGGACUCGAUAGUGGACAACUGAGCCUCCUAACCGCUAUCAGCAGCGUCUGAGGCCAAGCACUCUCUGAUUUAUCAGGCUGCGCUGCUUCCCCCGUCAGGACGGACGACAUCUAAAAUAGCAAUGGUAGUGGACGUAAGAUAGUCCCCGCAUGCUCCCUAUGUGCGCAUAUCACCUACAUUAUUAC
Phanerochaete carnosa HHB-10118-sp is the source of this 3530-nucleotide messenger RNA. RefSeq lists its product as uncharacterized. Gene Ontology annotation, molecular function: protein binding. The coding region runs from base 764 to 3196 and encodes 810 amino acids. The record is from RefSeq and is a predicted model, not a curated record. Lineage: Eukaryota; Fungi; Basidiomycota; Agaricomycetes; Polyporales; Phanerochaetaceae. The transcript is spliced from 11 exons.